AUGCAUUCUAUGUGGAUCCUGCUGCUCUUGCCGGUGGCCUUGGGAGUGCGGACGGAUGGCUCAGGAAGAGUUGAGGAUGUUACUAGCACAGGCAAGAGCUGCUGCUAUGACGUCACUGCCGGGCGGAACUUCUGCUCGAAUGAUGUUUGCGCCAGGAUGCCCAAGGAGGGAUACGCGUGCCCUACAGACUGCUGCGAUGGACCUGGGUUGAGGUGCCCGCCUUCAUACUUGGAAGCCGAGGAGACAGUGGAGAAAGCAGCAGACAAGGAUGUUACUAGCACAGGCAAGAGCUGCUGCUAUGACGUCACUGCCGGGCGGAACUUCUGCUCGAAUGAUGUUUGCGCCAGGAUGCCCAAGGAGGGAUACGCGUGCCCUACAGACUGCUGCGAUGGACCUGGGUUGAGGUGCCCGCCUUCAUACUUGGAAGCCGAGGAGACAGUGGAGAAAGCAGCAGACAAGGAUGUUACUAGCACAGGCAAGAGCUGCUGCUAUGACGUCACUGCCGGGCGGAACUUCUGCUCGAAUGAUGUUUGCGCCAGGAUGCCCAAGGAGGGAUACGCGUGCCCUACAGACUGCUGCGAUGGACCUGGGUUGAGGUGCCCGCCUUCAUACUUGGAAGCCGAGGAGACAGUGGAGAAAGCAGCAGACAAGGAUGCCUUGGCGCGCAACAUCAAGGUCCACCCUCGAUGAGAAGCAAGCGAGGGCCGAUCUGGCGAUGUUGGUAUGACUUGCAUGGGUCCAUGAUUCUGCCCUGGGCGACGUCUGAGGGGUAAAGCGACCGCAAAUGUCCGGCGCUUGGAGAUCUGAAUUUUAGGUCCUGGAUCCGUUUGAAACACAUAUUUACGUG
This is a messenger RNA of Effrenium voratum, 847 nucleotides long. Lineage: Eukaryota; Dinophyceae; Suessiales; Symbiodiniaceae. The record is from the annotation of a GenBank genome assembly.